This is a messenger RNA of Leptidea sinapis, 5979 nucleotides long. RefSeq names its product cadherin-86C (gene Cad86C). Gene Ontology annotation, molecular function: calcium ion binding; cadherin binding. Gene Ontology annotation, biological process: homophilic cell-cell adhesion. The transcript is spliced from 15 exons. NCBI's taxonomy places the organism in Eukaryota, Metazoa, Arthropoda, Insecta, Lepidoptera, Pieridae. The record is from RefSeq and is a predicted model, not a curated record. Gene Ontology annotation, cellular component: catenin complex; plasma membrane. The coding region runs from base 302 to 5575 and encodes 1757 amino acids.
CGAAUAGUACGUUCCGAACCUACCAGAGUACCGGACGCACGCCGUUCACUCCGAGAGCCAAGCGGCGCGCGCAGACAUCAACACGAAAACAAACAUUCAAAACACGUGUGACACUAAAUUGACAUAUUAGUGAGUGUGACAGUGGGGUGAUUUUGGCGUGAUAUAAGUUUUAUGUAACAUUUGAGUUUUUGUGAUUUGUUCGUGAUAACAGACGUGGAUAAGAGUGACUGGCUUCUCGAAUGAUGAGGAGUAGGCAACGGAGGUGGGACCUUUAUUUUGGAGACAAGCUAAAACCAUCAGGAUGACGUCGACACUAUCGCUGGUGGUAGUACCACUGCUGCUGGGAGUGGUACGUUCGGAGCCGGUGUUUGACCCCAGCACGCUGAUGCGCCUGGUGAUGGUGCCAGUGGACGCGGCCGUGGGCUCUGUCAUCUACCGCGUGCGAGCUUCUGACUCAGACUUCGACUACCCACUCCAUUUUGAACUUAUAGGUCAAAUGGGUCGUUUGGACAUCGGCAUAGAAACUCUACCGUGCACGCGAUACAACUCCGUGUGUCAAGCCAACGUCAUCUUGUUACGGAGGCUGGAACCAGGUCGAUACGUGGACUUCCGGCUUUCAGUCCGUAACACGAGAGGCAGAAGUGCUAGAAUCGCUUGCUCUAUCACAGGGACCAACGCUACCACCCCGAGGGACACUAUAUUUCCUCAUCAGCCUGGAAUAAUUUUAGUACCAGAGGACGCAAAGCGUGGUACUGAUCUGGAGAUAGUGAUUGCAAGAAAGAACCAAGUGUCCCCGAAGCCGUUGGAACUGGAACUUUGGGGUUCUCCCUUGUUUGCAAUUCGUCAGCGGCGAGUGUCCACGGAGAACACUGAAGGCACUAUAUUCCUGGUCGGACCCUUAGACUUCGAAGCUCAGUCUAUGUAUCAUCUAACCCUUUUAGCUGUGGAUCCUUACGUAGAGGUCGGCAAAGACACGAGGAACAUCGCAGCCUUGGAAGUGGUCGUGGUAGUCCAAGAUAUACAAGACAUGCCACCGGUGUUCACGUCCGCGCCACCAAUCACCCACCUGCCUCGGCAGGUGUCUCCUGGUGACCUAAUCGUGAGGGUGAAAGCUGAGGAUGGAGACAAGGGUGCUCCUCGCCCGAUCAGAUAUGGGCUGGUGUCUGAAGGGAAUCCCUUCACACCCUUCUUCAAUAUUAAUGAAACAACAGGUGAAGUGACUCUUGAAAGACCCAUUGAAGAAAUAGCAGCUAUUUCACACGCAGGCACGCCGAUCCUACUGACUGUAGUUGCUGAGGAAGUGAGGCUCUCCAGAGAAGAGCCGGAAGCUAUGUCGUCAACAGUCCAACUUGCAUUUAUUUUACCGGAAAAAGACAACUCGCCCCCAUAUUUUGAAAACGAAUAUUACAUCACAUAUCUGGACGAGAAUGCACCACAAGGUACUGCACUAACAUUCAGUGACCCCUAUAUUCCUCAAGUUAACGACAAUGAUGCUGGCAAAAAUGGUGUUUUUUCUCUUUCGCUAAUUGGGAACAAUGGGACCUUUGAAAUAUCACCAACUGUUGCGGAGAGACAUGCGCAAUUCAUUAUAAAAGUACGGGAUAACACUAUGCUGGAUUAUGAAGCCAGAAAAUCGGUUAUAUUUCAGAUUUUAGCUCAAGAACUUGGUCCAUCCACCAACCUUUCAGUUACAACAAAUGUCACCGUUUACCUAAACGAUGUUAAUGAUAAUCCACCUGUUUUUUUGGCAUUAUCUUAUGAUGCAGAGCUACCUGAAAACGUAACAGCUGGUACAAGAGUUGUGCAAGUGCAAGCGGAUGAUGUAGAUACUGGUGCAUUUGGAAAAAUCCAAUAUACUGCCAUAUUAGGAUAUUUAAAUACAUCCUUAAAUUUGGACCCUAUUUCUGGUCUUAUUACGGUAGCAACAAACAAUCAUGGUUUUGACCGAGAGGCAAUGCCAGAAUUACAUUUUUUAGUAGAGGCUAGAGAUAAUGAUGGAGUAGGUUUAAGAGUAACAGUGCCAUUAAUAAUUAAGUUAUUAGAUGUUAAUGACAACCCACCAGAGUUUGAAAGGACUUUAUAUGAAUUUGUUUUAUCGCCGAAUCUAGAUAAUUUUACAUCAGCGGCAUUUGUGAAGGCAAUUGAUAAAGACGCAGAACCACCAAAUAAUUUGAUAAGAUAUGAAAUUAUCGAGGGAAAUAGAGAGCAACAAUUUGCAAUCAAUGAAGAAACUGGAGAAAUAUGUAUCAAGGAACCAUUGAAAAAAAAUAAGGUACAAAAUAAGUUUAGGCAAAAACGUCAAGAAGACAGCGAUGAAUCUGAAGUUUAUAUAUUGACUAUCAGAGCUUACGAUCUCGGAGUACCUAGACUCACUUCGACAACAACAGUUAAGAUCUACCCACCAGAAAGUAAAACUAGAACAAUGUCAUUUAUUGUCCCUGGAUCAAAUCCAGAUCGAAAGAAAUUAGAAGAACUACUUAGCACGCUUUCUGGAGGCAAGGUCAAUAUUAUAGAUAUCAAGCCUUAUAAAGGCAAGGCAGAUGAGUCUGCAGGGUCUGAUCAAGAAAGGAGUGAAGUCAUCGCUUUAGUACGAAUAUCAGAAAAAAGUGCAAUUAACGUAGCUAAACUGCAGGAGCAACUAGCCAGGAACAAAACAAUAUAUACUACAGGGUCUGUGAGCAAUGAUGAAAAAUCUACUGUUGAUAAUAGUGACUCCAGUUUGUAUAAAGCUGAAAGUCGCCUUUUAUUCUGGUUAUUAAUUUUACUAGCUGUACUAGUGGCUCUUGUUCUCCUAUUAUUGAUAUGUUGCUGCAUUUGCGAAGGAUGCCCUCUUUACAUGCCACCAAGGAAAAGAGUGAUACGUGUCAACUCCACAGAGGACGACGUACAUUUAGUGGUACGCGACAAGAGAGCUGUGAGGGAAAAAUCGACGCAAAAUUUAGAAAAUAAAACAAUGCAAACUGCUGAGUGGAGAAGACGAGAAGCGUGGAGUGCAGAACAAGCAGAUUUGAGGACGAAACCAACUCAGUGGAAAUUCAAUAAACGAAAUCAACGAUCUAAAGAUAUAAAACCAUCGUCAACAUCAGAAUUUGUUCAUGCUGCUGAAGACAACGACUAUAAAUACGAUGAUACUAGACAUUCCUUGAGGCAAAGGGAUGGACCGAACAUAAUUUACACUAAAGAAAUGCAGUUGCAAGAGGCUUUCGCAAAUAAGCACAAGGAGUAUAUUGAAGAUCUAGACAACGAUUAUGAUAGAAUAGCAACACUUCAUCAUCGCAAAGAUCAAGACAAUGAUUCCUUAAGAAGGCAUGAAAUUGAUCGUGGUUCUGAUGCUGGUAUCGCCAACAAAUCUGAAAUCGCCAAAAACGCAGAAGAAAAAGAUGAAAGUUCAAAAAAGAUUGGAGAUAACCAAAAACACGCUUCGUCUUCUCACGGCAGAGAUCAAUAUUAUAUUAAAGAAGGCAAUACGGAAAUUUUAAGACUUGUUACCAGAGGUCAUAAUGAAGAAGAACGAUAUGUCAAUUUUCCAAUCCAUCAACAGCGCCCUGUUACAUUAAUACCUAAGACGCAAUACGUUGUUAUUGAUAAUGGAAAAGAGUUAUUGAUGGAAAGAUUUAUACGAGAACAAGGUGAAGAGGCUAAUUAUAUGAGACAGAGAAUGAACACCAAGGUCACUGAUUUAGAUGAAGUUUCUCUUGGGAAGGAAUCUAAGAUCGAUCGAUCUAAUAUAGAUGCUGCAAGAUUACAAGAACAACAUAAUUCACAGGAUAAUGUACCCGGUACAGUACCUCUAAAAUCUGAAUACCUACAAACAGCCCUUCUAGAAAUACACAAUAAAUCAACAUUAAAUCAAGAAUUGUUGGAAUCAUCACUUCGGAAACAGAAUGAAUUACUACAUCAAAUACUAAUUGAGAGAGAAAAAAUAUUUCAAAAUCAAGAAACUGCAUCACAAGUUGAAAAUAAAUUAGAAACACAAAGUUUACCUGGGCAAUCUGCUAUGGCUACUCAAACAGAAUGUCAUAUUGGAACACAAACUGAACCAAAUGUUUUCAAUGAAGUAAAAAGAAAAGCGAGAAGUGAUAAUGACUCUUAUAGCGAUGAUGAUUCACAAAAUUCUGUCAAAGAUGAGAUUACAAAGCCCGUGUGGCUUAAGCGGAAGAAACCAAAAAAGAAAAUAAAAUAUAAAGAUCCUCGACGGAGCAUCCGUGCUUAUGAAGUAAAAAGGAAAAUCAAAACACCGAUUAUAGAGGAAAGUGAUGUUUCACCAUCACUAGAGAGUGAAAAACGUGUUAAAGUAAGUAAAACAAAUGAGCGCCUUGAAAGCAAAAAGUGUUAUGGAGAUAUUACUAAAAGCACCGUUAUAACUUCCAAAAAUGAAAUUACAAGCUCUACUAAAAUAAAGUUAGAUAAUGAUAAAAAUGAAAAAUUAAGAAAAGAAAUAUUGCUAGAAAUUUCUGAUUCGCUCGAUGAAAACCAAACCUCUAAUGGGUCUAAACAUUUUAAAGAGGAAAAAGGUUCAGGAGCAAUGAAUAGAUUAUCCAAACUCCGCCACGAUAAGAGUAAAAGUAGUAGUAGCAUGAGCGAUAAAAGUCAAGAUAGUAAGUUGAUGCAAGAUGUCUCUUCAUCAGAAGCACAAGAAAACUUUAGACACCAACAAACUGUGAAAAAUGAAUUAGGCAAAUCUCUUGUUUCUCAUAAUGAGCAAGAUGACAUUAUAAAAGUCAAUAAAGACAAGAAAGAAGAUGAUGAACAUAAAGCAAAUGAUAGUAAGAUACCACAGAAAAGUCUACCUAGAUAUAUGCAGUGGUAUAGUAAGAAGACAACAGAUUCGAAACUACCGGCUGAUAAAUCUGCACCUGAUAAGCCAAAACGUCCUUCUAAGAUAAAGUCAGGUAUUGAACCAAACGAUGAAAAAUCAGGAAGGUAUGGUAAAAUAACACCCAAAGUAACGCACGAUAAUUUAGAAACAAAAAAAAACUUCAAAGUAAAAGAAAGUGAAUUUAUACAUCCAAGGAUUCUGAAAGAAGGUAAAGUAACACCUGUACCUGAGGGACCAAUGCCUGAUGCACAUCCACUCCUACAACAUUCAGAACACAGAUAUGAACAUAAAUAUGAAAAUCAGAAUCCAUUGUGUCACAUACAGCCAACUCAUAUCCCAAAAUAUCUUAAAAAUGACUCUAACAUACCUGUUUUGCCGAAAAGACAAUCAAUAGAACAACAACCAAUAUAUGUGAACCAAGAAGAAGUUAAAAGGAAACAAAAUCUACAAGCAAUUUCUGAAAGUGCACUAACACAUAGCAUUUCUAUAUCAACCAACUACGAGAAGGAUCGGAAAUCUGCAUCUGAAGUACAUGUAUCAAAAAUAAGUAUUGGUGGAGAUAACGCCAACUUAAAUAAAACCGCUGCAUCAAAGUUAGAUGACGAUGACUCGGGGAUAGCUAUGAAUACUUUAUCCCAACAAACAGGAAUCCUAAAACGACCUCCAAUUACAGAGAAAAAAAGUGUUUUUACAAUUGCCUACGAUGAUGUUCAAACAAAACAACUGAGACCUGACAGUAGUUCAACUUCGCAUUAAAAUAAAGGAAUAUUUUUGUCACUGUAUUUAAAACAUUUAUUUUCUGGUCAAACUUAUAUAAUUAGAAUAAUUAAAUGUGCCUUAUUUUUAUAGUGUAAAGAAUCUGCACUCCGUCCUAAAGUAUUAUUAGGUGUAUUUGUAGAAUUGUAUAUACUUUAGUUAUUGUUAUAAAUUAGUUAUAUCGAAUUGAUAUUAAAUUAUAUAAAAUCAACUGCCUUCAUCAAAUGACUGUUGUUUAGUUAAAACGUGUAUUGUAUAUAGUAUCUUAGACACGUCCUAUUAAUUUAUAGCUUUAAUACAAUUGUACAUACUGUUUUCCAUUCAAAGUGAUCGUACUUACUGAUACAAUAAUUGUUAUUAAACGGUAUUGUAUUUGUUACAAAAUAUAAUAUGAUUCAUGUAUA